This is a messenger RNA of Tarenaya hassleriana, 1158 nucleotides long. Its product is annotated as V-type proton ATPase subunit E1-like. The transcript has 6 exons. The coding region runs from base 123 to 818 and encodes 231 amino acids. NCBI's taxonomy places the organism in Eukaryota, Viridiplantae, Streptophyta, Magnoliopsida, Brassicales, Cleomaceae. The record is from RefSeq and is a predicted model, not a curated record. Gene Ontology annotation, cellular component: proton-transporting two-sector ATPase complex, catalytic domain. Gene Ontology annotation, biological process: proton transmembrane transport. Gene Ontology annotation, molecular function: proton-transporting ATPase activity, rotational mechanism.
CCAUCCACCUCCCCUCCGACUCACCUGUCAUCCUUCUGUCAUCGAGAUCUCUCUGUCUGCGUUACGACGAGAAAUCUCUGCAGUCUCCCGCAAGUUAACGACGGUCGAAUAUCCCGGUGAAGAUGAACGACGCCGAUGUCUCGAGUCAGAUCCAGCAGAUGGUGAGGUUCAUUCGCCAAGAGGCGGAGGAGAAGGCCAACGAGAUCUCCGUCUCCGCUGAAGAAGAAUUCAACAUCGAGAAGCUCCAAUUGUUUGAGGCGGAGAAGAAGAAGAUCAGGCAGGAGUUCGAGAAGAAGGAGAAGCAGGUCGAAGUCCGCAAGAAGAUUGAGUACUCUAUGCAGCUGAAUGCCUCCAGGAUUAAAGUUCUUCAAGCACAAGAUGAUAUAGUCAAUGCCAUGAAAGAUAAUGCAUCGGAGGAGCUUCUGAAUGUCAACAGUGAUGAUGAUGCAUACACACAACUUCUCAAAGAUCUGAUUGUUCAGUGUUUGCUUCGGUUGAAAGAACCUUCUGUCUUGUUGCGUUGUCGUGAAGAAGACUUGAGCUUAGUCGAGUCCAUCCUCGAUGAUGCGAAGGAGGAAUACAUUGCUAAAGCCAAUGUUCAUGCUCCAGAGAUCAUUGUAGACAACCAAGUGUACCUUCCACCUCCUCCUAAGCACCAGGACGCUCUUGGUCUCUACUGCUCUGGGGGAGUUGUAUUGGCAUCUCGUGAUGGGAAAAUCGUGUGCGAGAACACACUUGACGCCCGUUUGGAUGUAGCCUUCCGUAAGAAACUUCCGGAGAUCCGUAAGUCGUUGUUCGGCCAAGUUGCUGCCUACUGAGGCAAACCCGGCUCAAAUCCGGUUAGGGUUUUUUCCGGUCAUCCCCUCGCUUUUCACAAACACAAACCGGAAGCCCAAAUCAGAGUCUCUGUCCGAUCAUUCACCGUGUUGGAGUUACCUUAACCUAAUAUGAUUCAUCCGCAUUCGGGAAAUCUUUCUUUCUUUCUUUGCUGGGUAUCUAAUGCUCGGGGAACAAUACCUUAAACUCUUCAGUCGCUCUUUGAUUCGUUUCUCGGUACAUUAUUUCAUGGCUUGUGGAUGUUAUGGGGAGUGGGUAUAGAAAAUGAAUAAAUGAAUGGAAAACUUUGUCUAAACAAAUCUUUACUUUUGUCUUUUUUAU